AUGCCGCGCGCCCGCGACUUCGCCGAGCCCGAGUACUCGGCCGACUGCUCGGCCGACUACUCGGUGAGCCUGCCGUCGGACGCGGAGCGCGCCGCGGGCCGCGCGCACGAGGUCACCGUGCGCCGCUCGGGGCCCUGCCUCUGCCUGCCCCGCUUCAUGCGCCUCACCUUCGCGCCCGCCUCCUUGGAGACCCUCUACCAGACCUACUUCCGACGGCAGCGCCACGACACGCUGCUGGUGCUCGUGGUCUUCGCCGCCCUCUUCGACGUCUACGUGCUGGCCACGUGCGCGGCGGUGGCGGCGGCCGAGCGGCUGGCCCCGGCGCUGGCCGCCGCCGCCGGCCUGGCCGCCCAGGCGCUGCUCUUCGGCCUCUGCAAGUCGGGGCUGCUGCCCGAGCGCGCCGCGCGCCGCUUCCUGCCCUACGUGCUCUGGGCGCUCAUCCUGGCGCAGCUCUUCGGCUACCUGGGCCUGGGCGCCGGGCGCCGCCACGAGCCCGCCGACACCGUGGGCUGGCAGGCCUUCUUCGUCUUCUCCUUCUUCCUCACGCUGCCGCUGCGCCUGGCGCCCAUCGUGCUCCUCACGGCCGCCUCGUGCGGCCUCCACACGCUCGUGCUCGGCGUCGCCGUGGCCCAGCAGCACCAGGGCGCCCUGGACCAGGGCGCUCUGCUGCGGCAGAUCCUCUCCAACGUUGCCAUCUACCUGUGCGCCAUCACCGUGGGCACCAUGUCCUACUACAUGGCGGACCGCAAGCACCGCAAGGCCUUCCUGGAGGCGCGCCAGUCGCUCGAGGUGAAGCUCAACCUGGAGGAGCAGAGCCAGCAGCAGGCGGCGAAACCCUCGUUCCCCAACCCGCGGCGGCGGCUGCGCCUGCGCGACCUGGCCGAGCGCGUCAUCGACGCCUCGCAGAACGAGCAGGAGCUCAACAAGCUGCUCAACGAAGCGCUGCUGGAGCGCGAGUCCCUGCAGGCCUUGAAGGGCAAGAGCACCUUCCGCCUCUCCAUGCGCUUCAUGGACCCCGAGAUGGAGACGCGCUACUCGGUGGAGAAGGAGAAGCAGAGCGGGGCGGCCUUCAGCUGCUCCUGCGUCGUCCUCUUCUUCACGGCCCUGGUGGAGAUCUGCAUCGACCCCUGGCUGGUGGCCAACUACGUGACCUUCGUGGUGGGCGAGAUCCUGCUGCUCAUCCUGACCGUCUGCUCSCUGGCCGCCGUUUUCCCCAGGGUCUUUCCCAAGAAGCUCGUGGCCUUUUCCACGUGGAUCGACCGGACCCGCUGGGCRCGCAACACCUGGGCCAUGGCGGCCAUCGUCAUCGUGACCAUGGCUGACAUCGUGGACAUGCUCAGCUGCCGGCAGGACUACGUGGGGCUCGGCAACGGCACGGCGCYGCGGGCCGGCGGCUGCGGCGAGCAGCCCAACUACUACAGCUACAUCGCCCUGCUGGCCCUGGUGGCCACCAUCAUGCUGGUGCAGGUCAGCCACAUGGUCAAGCUGACCCUCAUGGUGCUCAUCACGGCGGCGGCCGGCGCCGUCAACAUCUGCGUCUGGGGGCACCUCUUCGACCAGUACGACCGGCGGCGGGGCCAGCACAGCGCGGCCACGCUGCUGCCCUCCAAGUACUCCAUGACGGCCAUGAUCUUCGUGGUGAUGCUCAGCUUCUACUACUUCUCCCGCCACGUGGAGAAGCUGGCCAGGACCCUCUUCCUCUGGAAGAUCGACGUCCACGACCAGAAGGAGCGGGUCUAYGAGAUGAGGCGCUGGAACGAGGCUCUGGUCACCAACAUGCUGCCCGAGCACGUGGCCCGGCACUUCCUGGGCUCCAAGAAGCGGGACGAGGAGCUGUACAGCCAGUCCUAYGACGAGAUCGGCGUCAUGUUCGCCUCCCUCCCCAACUUCGCCGACUUCUACACGGAGGAGAGCAUCAACAACGGGGGCAUCGAGUGCCUGCGCUUCCUCAACGAGAUCAUCUCCGACUUCGACGCGCUCCUGGACGAGCCCCAGUUCAGGUGCAUCACCAAGAUCAAAACCAUCGGCAGCACCUACAUGGCCGCCUCCGGAGUGACGCCCGACGCCAGCGCCAACGGCUACAGCACCAAGAAGGAGCCCCUCUCGGAUAAGGAGCGCUGGCAGCACCUAGCCGACCUGGCCGACUUUGCCUUAGCCAUGAAGGUGACGCUGAUGAACAUCAACUACCAGUCCUUCAACAACUUCAUGCUCCGCAUAGGCAUGAACAAGGGCGCCGUGCUGGCGGGGGUGAUCGGCGCCCGCAAGCCGCACUACGACAUCUGGGGCAACACGGUCAACGUGGCCAGCAGGAUGGAGUCCACCGGCGUCAUGGGGAACAUACAGGUGGUGGAGGAGACCCACCUCAUCCUGAAGGAGUACGGCUUCCGCUUCGUGCGCCGCGGGGCCAUCUACGUGAAGGGCAAAGGGGAGCUGCUCACCUUCUUCCUCAAGGGCCGCGAGAAGCAGGGCUCCUUCCUCAACGGCUCCUCGGUCACGCUGCCCCACCAGGUGGUGGACAGCUCGUGAGGGCGCCCGCCUUGGAAACCCAACCCAAGAACCGCSCCGCUCUCCCCGCCGCCGUCCUUCCCA
Molecule: messenger RNA, 2589 nt
Organism: Nothoprocta perdicaria
Lineage: Eukaryota; Metazoa; Chordata; Aves; Tinamiformes; Tinamidae
Gene: ADCY3
Product: adenylate cyclase 3
Exons: 14
Coding region: 1-2526 (841 amino acids)
Biological process (GO): intracellular signal transduction; adenylate cyclase-activating G protein-coupled receptor signaling pathway; cAMP biosynthetic process
Molecular function (GO): adenylate cyclase activity
Source: RefSeq, a predicted model, not a curated record